GGCCAGCGGGAGGGGUGCCUCCUCCCCACCCCGCGCGGGCGCGCUCCCUGGGCCGCCUGGCACAGCCUGGCCUGGCCGCGGGGGGUGAGUGUGUGGGGCGGGGGGUGUUGCGGCGCCCGCUGACGUCUUCUCCCACCUCCCGGGCGCGCCCCGCGAUUGGCUGCCGAGGCGCCCACGUGACCGCGGCCCGGAGGCUAGCCAUGGCUUCGUUGUGGUCCGCUCCACCCUGCAGCCCGGACUCGGGUCCGGAGCAGCCCCGCUAGCAGCAGCAGCACGCGCAGGCAGCAGCACGCGCAGGCAUGGGCGAGAAGGCGGGGACCAGAGUUUUCAAGAAAUCCAGCCCCAACUGCAAGCUGACCGUCUACUUGGGCAAGCGUGAUUUUGUGGACCACCUGGACAGAGUUGACCCUGUUGACGGCGUGGUCCUUGUGGAUCCCGAAUACCUCAAGGAUCGGAAGGUCUUUGUGACGCUGACCUGUGCCUUCCGCUACGGCCGUGAGGACCUGGAUGUUCUGGGGCUGUCUUUCCGCAAGGACCUCUUCCUGGCCUCGUGGCAGGCCUUCCCGCCUGCUGAGGCGGCUCCGGACCCCCUCACCCGCCUGCAGGAGCGGCUGCUGCGGAAACUGGGGGCCAACGCCCACCCCUUCAGCUUCAUCAUACCGCAGAACCUGCCAUGUUCAGUGACGCUGCAGCCGGGCCCUGAAGACACGGGGAAGGCUUGUGGAGUAGAUUUCGAGAUCCGGGCUUUUUGUGCCAAAAAUGUAGAUGAGAAGAUUCAUAAAAGGAACUCGGUCCGCCUGGUCAUCCGGAAGGUCCAGUAUGCCCCAGAGAAGCCUGGCCCCCAGCCCAUGGCCGAAACCACCCGGCACUUCCUGAUGUCUGACCGGUCUUUGCACCUGGAAGCUUCCCUGGACAAAGAGCUCUAUUACCACGGGGAGCCCAUCAGCAUCAAUGUGCACGUGACCAACAACUCCAGCAAAAGUGUCAAGAAAGUGAAGGUGUCUGUCCGGCAGUACGCGGACAUCUGCCUCUUCAGCACGGCCCAGUACAAGUGCCCCGUGGCCCAGACGGAGCAGGACGACCAGGUGGCCCCCAGCUCCACCGUCUGCAAGGUGUACACGCUCACGCCCCUCCUCAGCAGCAACCGGGAGAAGCGGGGCCUGGCUCUGGACGGGAAGCUCAAGCACGAGGACACCAACCUGGCUUCCUCCACCAUCGUGAAAGAAGGCGCCAACAAGGAGGUCUUGGGCAUCCUGGUCUCCUACCGGGUCAAAGUGAAGCUCGUGGUGUCCCGGGGAGGAGACGUCUCGGUGGAGCUCCCUUUCGUCCUCAUGCACCCCAAGCCGCCGGACCAGGCCGUGCCAUCACAGCCCCCGCUAGCUGCUCCAGAGAUGGACACACCGGUGGACACGAACCUCAUUGAGUUUGAAACCAACUACGGCCAGGACGACGACAUUGUCUUUGAAGACUUUGCCCGCCUGCGGCUGAAGGGCCUGAAAGACGACAAGGAAGACGACGACCAUUUCUGCUAGGAGGAGCCUCACAGCGGGGGGGGGGGGGCCCUCCCUCCCCACACACACACUUUGGAAACCCCACCCAGGACCAGCCAAGGGGGCAGGGGGGAGGGGGCAGUCCCCCUCCCCCUCGUGAAUGUCACCUUGCCCUCUCCUCCUCCUCCUCCCCCCCCUCUUGUGACAGGAGCCAAACCCCCACCCCCUCCUGGGGUCUGGGGGAGACAAGGUGACUAGAGGGGGGGUUGCCCCAGCUGCCCUUCUCCCCCCCCAUACAUACAUAUAUAUAUAUAUAUUUCCAAAUGCAUUUUUGACACCCAAGGAGACCCCCACUCUGUCUAACGCACUGGAAUCGAUACUUGGGCAUUAUCUCCCCGCAGCCUGACCCAACCCCCCCCCCCCCAGCACCACCUUGGAGUGUGUGUCUGGCCCCUCCCUGGGCAACUCUUGUCCUAACCUCUCCCUUUACCUGCCGGAGGCGGUGUUAGCAAUGGGAUUGCCCGGCCACCAUCGCGGGGUGGGGGGAGACAGGCGCCUGGAGCCCCCCCCCUCCCCCCCGGGGCAGAGUGCUACCGGCCAGCAAACCCCACUCCCGCUCUGGGGUGGAGACGAGGCCACCUCCCUCUCUCCCCCCCCCCCACACACACACUGUGGAAGGCACGUGCCAACUGCCCCCCCCCCAAUCAUUCCCCGGGAGGGAGGGAGGGGAGUCCCUUUGCUGCAGGGUCUGAGCAGCAGCAGCAAAGAACCGAAUAAAAACCGCUGAACCGUGA
Molecule: messenger RNA, 2284 nt
Organism: Hemicordylus capensis (graceful crag lizard)
Lineage: Eukaryota; Metazoa; Chordata; Lepidosauria; Squamata; Cordylidae
Gene: ARRB2
Product: arrestin beta 2
Exons: 15
Coding region: 300-1532 (410 amino acids)
Biological process (GO): positive regulation of ERK1 and ERK2 cascade; signal transduction; G protein-coupled receptor internalization
Cellular component (GO): cytoplasm
Molecular function (GO): angiotensin receptor binding
Source: RefSeq, a predicted model, not a curated record